CGUUUAAUUAAAGAUUCUUGUUCAAGGUGUUAUCCAUAAAAGUUGUUUCAUUAGGAGGAUUUAAGACAGAUAAUGACGACACGUGAUUAAUACAAGAAAACAAGGAAAAUGGAAAAAAGUUUUCAUAAAAAAUAAAAAAUAGAAAAACAUUCACAGACAGUGGAAGUUUCAUCAGGAAGAAGGAAAGAAAAGAUUAAAGACUGACUCGCAGUGGAUACUCAAGUUGAAAGUUGACAUCUUUAAAAUUAAACAGACAGAGGAAAAGUCUUUGCUGUUCAGCAAGAACCAACAUCAUUCAUAUCAAUUUAAUUCAGCUACAGGGCCCACAUACAGGAGCAUAACACAGAAAACUAACAAAAAACUUGUUGACGAGAUUGAUGGAUGGAUUUUGGAACUCGAUAAAUCUGAUACGAAGGUUUGGACGCGUCCAAUUGACGGCUGUUCAUUUCAAAUGGUCAAGAUACAAACAAUUUUUCCUGAUAUCUCGUCUGAGACUCUCUACGACGUUCUUCACGAUCCAGAUUAUCGAAAAGUUUGGGAUACGCAUAUGCUUGAAUCGCUUGAAAUUGGUCUUCUUAAUGUAAACAACGAUGUUGGAUAUUAUGCAAUGUCGUGUCCGCCACCACUCAAACCAAGAGAUUUUGUCUUACAACGAAGUUGGCUUGAUACCGGCCCAAAUGGCGAGCAGAUGCUUUUAAGUCGUUCCAUUCCACACAAAGAUUUUCCACCGAAGAAAGGUUAUGUAAGGGCAAUCACACAUAUUACUGGGUUUGUGCUUCGCUCGAGAUUACCUGAGACAGGUUGUGUACUUAAUUAUGUAGCCCAAUGUGAUCCCCAAGGAAAACUUCCGCCAUGGUUAGUAAAUAAAGUUACGCAUACACUUGGUCCAAGAAUGGUGAAAGAUUUAAGAAAAGCCGCACUUGGAUACAUCGAGUGGAAGCAAAAUCAAUCACAUUUUCGGAAGCCAUGGCGGGAUCCUGAAGAUAUCACAGUACCUAGAAUAUUAAUUACUGAUUGUUGGGAUCCAGUCGAGCCGGUGACAGAGAUGUCAACACCUUCAGCGCCAUCAACUCCGACACUUCAUUCGAAACCAUUGAAAAUCUCAAGUAGCAAAAGCAAUGGAAGUUCACUUCCAUGUUCUGUUACAAACAGUCCAAUCGUACAGAAAAAAUCGAAGAAAAAGUUCAAAUUCAAGUUUGAUAACUUUAAUGACAGUCUUGUGAGAGAAGCAAUGCAAUAUAAAGUCUCAAUACCGAAUGAAAGAGAUUUGCAUUGCGAAGAAGAGUGCGCGAAAGUAAAAUCAAAAUGGAAGAAAUUAAACGUUUAUCAACAUUUAGCUUCGGUUAUUUUGAUACCGACCGUAAUAGUUGCAUUUUGGCGAGGAACUUGGGAUUUACAAGACCACUUUCAUCAGUUUUUUCCAGUGAUUCCAACACUCAUUGCAUCCCUCUUAGCUGUGUCUAUACUCGAGCUUUUAAGAAAUUCGUUCAUUGUAAAGCACUUAAGAAUUCUUGAUGACGAUUCAAGCUUUAAAGUUUUUAAGAAAAAUGUUCUUCUUAGUCUUUACGACAUCAUUUACAAUUUGGCAAACGUCGUAGCGUGGAGAAUUUUAUGGGGACAUCCCGAGGUGAUAAGUUAUUGGAGAGGCACAUGGGAGUUCAUGAACCUUUAUCCGGAGAUUUUUCCCGGCAUGAAUUGCAUGAUUGUCGGUGCAAUCAUGCACUUGUGUUUGGCACUUCUUAGAGAACCAUUGAAUGGAAAAUACAAUUCGUACACCCGGUCACAAAAGAAAUCAUUCAUUUCAUCGUGUAAUUUGUGUAUUGUUAAGAAGAUUUACACAUUUGUGUUCAGUUUGGGAUGCAUCAUGCAUUGGCGUGGUGGUUGGUCUGUAAUGGAGGAUUAUCUAGGACCUGAGCUUAUUCCAGCAAUAAUCGUAUCCGUUGUUUGUUUCAUUCCUUUGAUACUUAUGCGAGCGGUUAGAAAUUUAGUCGCACCUCCAAUGGUCAUCAUUACCGACUCAAAGGAAUUUGCAUUUAAUUUUCCAACCAGGUAUCGAAUUGAUAUUCGAAGCUCAGUAGCAUCAUUAAUGAUAGGAAUUGUAGGCCAUUUAGUGUUCACUACAGGGCAAGGAUUGUUUCGUGAUCAUUUUAAUCCAGAUCGUCGUCGUUUGACAUUUUAUUUGAUCUCGAGACUAUACACAUAUGUUUAUGGAAUUGUUUGUGUGAAUUGUUGGCGGGGUGGUUGGCAAUUAAUCGAUCACUACACAGCACGUGACAUGAAGUCAAUUCUUUUUAUUACAAUAACUGCUAUUAUUGCGCUUAUGACACUGAAAACACUUCGGAAUGUGACAGCAACUCCAUUCGUAGUUGUCACGGAUCAUUCACGAGAAUAUUUUGAUGUCCCAACGAUGUAUAAAAAAUCGGGAGUACGAGAGCCGGGACUUUAUAUUUUAGACUGUUUAUUUUCUGUACUUGUGAUUGGAUCACUUGUAGUGUUUGUUUGGCGAGGCCUUUGGGUGCUUUUAGAUCUUAAACUUUUUCCAGAGGAUCAGAAAACUUCCGCAUGGGCGUCACUGAUUAUCGGUUAUGCAAUUGUUGGAUUGACGUUUUCACUACAACCGGUUAUGAGAUGGGCUUGUGAGAAGCUGGAAGGUUUCUGGAGAAUUAUUGUUGCUGACGUCUUUCUGUUUGUCAGCUUUGUUGGUACAGUUAAUGUUUGGAGAGGAAUUUGGGUUCUCUUAGAUUGUUACUUUCUACCGAACAACAAACUUCUUAGUGAUUGGUUGACCCACGGAGUCUCAUUGAUUUUAUUAAUUUUACUCAACUGCUCGAAUUCAGUGCUUGUUCGCGGUGUUUACAUUGAUGCUGAAGAACCUGCUGGCCAAUGUGUCAUCUUUCCAGUUUAUUACAUCAGACUUUUCUUCCAAAAAGAAAGAACCAAAAAACAGAAACGACUCAUGGAGAAGCUUGAAAAAGUUGAUCAAAACAACACAAUUCUUCUCAUAGAAAAACCUCAAAUGAAUCACAAGACGACAAACGAUGAGAAAGAAAUUCACGAAAGUUUAUGUAUCUCAACCGAAGAUAUUUCAAGAAACGAAGAGUGAUAAGAACAACGAGAUUUUAUUAAAGAAAAUAAUGAACGAAAUGUUUUAUGCGAUAUCAAAUGAGAAGAAGAAAUUGUUGCUUAUUUUAAAGAGAAUCAAAGAAAUCAUGUUGCCAAUGUUUGAUGAGUAUAAACAGAAACAUAAUUAAAGUGUUCUUAACUCAUUUGAUAUGAAAAAAAUUAAAAGUGCAUUACUUUAAAAUGAAAUGGAAACAAACAAAAAGAAAUCAACUUCAUUAAAUAUAAUUAAGCUAUAAUAGAAAUUGUAUACUUUUAUACAAAGAGAAGAACAAAAAAUAUUUAAAAAACUAACUUUUAAGACAUUAUCUACUUCGCAUAGUUUUAUAGAAUAAUCUUUUUGUAAAUACUUUAGAGAGAGAUGAAGUGGAGAAAAUAUAUAAAAGAAAAAUUUUGAACGAAACAUUAAACUCACAUCGCAUUCCAUUAAAUUUUGUGAAUGAAGAACAACGACAUGAUUAUUAAAGUAAACGAAGAAUAAAAUCAAGCAUUUUGCCAACAUAUUUCACUUGUUUUUUUAAUGAGAUCCCGCAGUGAUUUGUUGGAUUUUCAAAUCGCAAUUACAAUUUAAACUUCAUUUGUCAAUUUGUUGUAUCCGAUGUGGAAUUUAUUAAAAACCAGAUCAUCAACUGAGUUAAUAAAAGCAUCAUAAUUUAUUUGAUAAACGUUUGCAAUUAUUAUAUUAAAAUUUUAUUAAUGCUUUAUGUAAUAAAACAUGGAAAUGAUAGGAACGAGUUUAGUUCAGCAUGGUCAGUAAAAGACGGAACAUGACGACCUGGUGAUCCUUUAUUUCAAUGAUUACUGCACGAACGAAGGAUCUUAAAAGUUCAAACUUUGCUGCAAGUUCACUUCGUUUCUGGAAUUGACUGCAAUGCGGUUACCACCAAAAUCACCUAUGAUAGCUUAGAGAAGCUGAGCAAUUUCAUCGUCAUUAAACUUUUUCACUUCAUCACUUAAAGUUUCUUUUAUUUUAUUUUCAACUGAACUAGUC
This is a messenger RNA of Clunio marinus, 4111 nucleotides long. The record is from the annotation of a GenBank genome assembly. NCBI's taxonomy places the organism in Eukaryota, Metazoa, Arthropoda, Insecta, Diptera, Chironomidae.